AUGAAAAUCGGAAAUGAUGUCUCUAUCUUAAAAUAUUAUGGUGAUAGUGAAACUCUUUGGCUCAAGUAUAUUCAGUCUCAAUUAUUUUAUAACGAGAUUUCAAUUUUAGAUAGGAAAAUUGAAUUAGACCGGAACAGUCCAUUGCUAACAUUAAAUCCGUUCCUUGAUGAAAACAAAAUCCUUCGCGUUGGAGGAAGAUUAGCUAACGCAGCAAUUGAAUUUAAUCGAAAAUUCUCAAUUAUUAUCAAGGCACAUCCUUUAGUAACUUUGCUAAUACGAUAUUUUCAUAGAAAAUGUUUGCACGGAGAAACGCAAUUGACUUUGAGUCUGCUAAGACAAAACUUUCAGCUCAUCCGAGGAAGACAAACAGUUAAGUCCGUCAUCUACAAAUGUAUACCUUGUGCUCCAAUUCGUGCGGAUAUUUCAAAUGAAUUAAUGGGUGCGUUGCCUAAAAACCGUACCACGCGACUUACAAGACACUUUACUCACGUUGGUAUCGACUAUGCAGGCCCGGUCCAAGUAACGAUUCAUAGGGGUCGAGAAUACAAGUCUCAUUCAGGUAAUAUAGCUGUGUUUAUUUGUUUUGCUACUCGAGCCAUUUACCUCGAAUUAGUCAGUGAUUAUACUACUGAAGCAUUUCUCGUUGCACUUAAGCGUUUCGUUUCCCGUCGAGGAUACCUCACACGAUUCACAGUGAUCGAGGGACGAAUUUCCAAGGUGCUAGUCGCGAACGUGACGAAACUUUCCAAAGGGUGA
Molecule: messenger RNA, 756 nt
Organism: Belonocnema kinseyi
Lineage: Eukaryota; Metazoa; Arthropoda; Insecta; Hymenoptera; Cynipidae
Exons: 1
Coding region: 1-756 (251 amino acids)
Molecular function (GO): nucleic acid binding
Source: RefSeq, a predicted model, not a curated record